Penicillium canescens is the source of this 3345-nucleotide messenger RNA. RefSeq lists its product as uncharacterized. Bases 1 to 3345 code for a protein of 1114 amino acids. NCBI's taxonomy places the organism in Eukaryota, Fungi, Ascomycota, Eurotiomycetes, Eurotiales, Aspergillaceae. The transcript has a single exon. The record is from RefSeq and is a predicted model, not a curated record.
AUGAGCAGGUGCUUGCACCCCGGCCGUAUCCUGCCAUUCGGUCGUCGGCCAGCUAUUCUACGCCUUCCGUACAUCCCCCGUCGAUCUGUCGCUCCUUUUUCUCGACCGUCAUGGGGCAGAUAUAUUCAGGAACGGAGCAAGCAGGACAGAAAGGUCAAUUACCCCGAAGAACUCGAGUUCAUGCGCAGCUAUGACGAUAUUGCACACCCUGCCCUGAAGAAUAGCGCGAAGAAGAACAUCAACAAUUGGAUGCCAUUGCUUGAGCGAUAUGUUUCGACACAAGUUCCCAAGCCUGCUGGUCAGUCCGGGAAGCUUCCACCUAUCAGUGACCAUGAACCCUACAUAGAACAAGCACACGCAUUGAUGGGAUGUCUCUGGGACGCAAGGGCUCAUUACCAAUAUGAGCUUCUUGUACACCUUGGAUCCAAUAUGAAACAGUGGUCUACAGUGCACGCCAUCUUGAACCGCUUGAUCGAUACCUAUGAAUUGGUGGCUCCUCAUAUGACCCCCCGUCAUCCCGCACCUUUCCUCGAUUGGGCCAGACCGCUUCCUGGAGUCCGCGACUGGGACAGAGUCGAUCCAGAUGACCCGAGCACCUUGGAAGUCCCCGUUGACGAAAACGCCACUCUCAGCAAACUCUCACAAGGAACACGCGAAAGAUCCCGGUUCAAAUGGUGUCGGAUUAAGCCUCUCUCAGCAGACAAACUUUCUCUCGAUGAAAUGACCGUGGAACCGAAGGCGAGGUUCUUUGGAGAGAAGAUCUUAGCCGAAGUACUCUCCAAUCUCGGUUCUUUGGUUUUAGCGGCUGCAGACAGCACGCCUGAGGAGUCUAAGCUUGCAAUGUCCUGCGUUUUUCGGAUUCUUGCACGUCUCCACCACGCAGGCUUGAUCUCUGACAGAGUAUAUAAAUAUCCAACACCAGAUGCUAGCCAGGUUGCGUUCCGGCCACCCGCCCUGCACUACCUAUCGAGUUCCAUCAUGAGCGUUCUGACUGACGCAGCGUGGCAUGAGCACGAAGCCCAGGUGGCUGCGGCAGCAGCCGAUGCGGGUGAGAAAUCGCCGUUUCUACCUUUCAAGAUGGGCAUUCGAGAGUUAGGCCCCGAGAUCUGGCUAGAGCUCAUUUUGUGGUGCUGUGUGGAACAUGGACAUUCCAAGGAGGGAGCUCUGAUCGUGAAUCGAAUGUUAAAAAGAUCGGGUGACCAAGCAUGGAAGGCCGAGAGCUGGGUACCGCUAUUAAAGGAUCUCAAUGCAGUCCAACAGACCAAUCUCAGCGUCGAGCAGUCCUGGCGCCGGCCUGGUCAGGACAGGGCGUCUCAAACGUUCACAGGUCGUCAAAAGCCACCUUUCAACGGACUUGGAAAGCGAACCAUCAGCACGGAAGUGCUUGUAUCGCUGCGGAAUGGCUUGGCAAAUAGGGCUUAUCAAGGACUGGGAGAAAAUGGAUAUCUUCCUAAGGAGCUCGACAAACUAUCAGCUCCUCUGACAUCACUUAUCGAUCCUCCCGGCGCUGUUGAUGAACUCAGACCAACCAACAUGGUCAGCAACUGGCACAUUGUGCGAGUUAUGGAAGCAGGGUGUUUCUAUCCAUGGACUGACCCCGUUGCGUUCGAGGCACUCUUACGGUCCAAUAACAAUGUGGUUCCUCCUUGGACAGGCAGUGCGUCAGAUGAAGCACGUCGGCUAGAAGAGAAAAAGCCGUUACAGUUUUACGAUGAAACGGCCGCCAUAGUUGGCCUGAUCGAGUUCAAUCUCAACUGUUAUGCCCGAGACCGACAAAGUGGACGCCUUUUUCACGAAUAUGCUUGGCUUCAAAACAUCAUCGAUGCAAGCAAGACACGCCACAUUGAAACAUUCUUUGAAGAACUUGGCCAAGCCAACGACGAUGAUUACUCGUUCUUUGAUUCCACGCGCACUGUUCCUCAGGGCGUUUACGAAACGUCUGUCCCGCAGGUAUCGAAGGUCACCCUGGCCAAUAUACUUGACCUAGUUACGACAACUGGGGCCUAUGAAUUCGGCAAUCAACUGAUCCAGCCUACCGACAUGGACGGUCCUCCCAUUCCACGACAUUUAUAUCAAGACCAAGCCGUUGCACCAUCUCUUCUACGAUUCGCGGCUGCCUCAAAUAAUGCUGAGCUUGCUACUGAUGUUAUACAAGCCCUCAAGACACCGCUCACUGUCAACACCAUCAAAGCCCUAAUCAACUUCCAUAUCGCACGCCAUAAUUGGGACCGUGUGAUACUAAUGCUCACAUUCAUGACCGAUUAUCAUCUAAAAUCUUGGGCCUAUAGCAAUAUAAUCGCGCUGUCAGCCGAAAUCAUUCGACUUGAUGGAGCCAUUGAGCAAAAGAAGCAUGAUGGCACCUUCACCCCGGCAGAUACAAAACAGUUGGAUCGCGCCACAGACCUCUUCCUCCGCAUUUUCCGCGGCGAGUUCAAGGUCAACAAACGUGAACGUCAAGGCAAAUUUCCCCAGUCAGUAAGCUACCAGGAUCGAGUGCUUUAUCGAAUGCACCGUGUCUUGUCAACCAUCCCAGGAAUUAUGCCGCGCAUCCUCAAGGACGUGAAAACACACCCGGGUAUCAUUUCCGCGAUGAAAAUCGAGAUGAUUCCUCCUUCGUCCUUCCACGUACUCUUCGCCGCCAUCGUGGAGAGGCACGGGGCCGUCUUCGGAAAGAAAUUCUGGGACAAAUGGUGUGUCGACUGGGUCUCACCCCGAAGGCGCCUUCAGCGUCCAGGUGGUGUCUCCCGGCUACUCUACAGCCACGAGCGAGACCACAGAUACGGCGACCCAAAUUUCGACCCAGCAUGGCAACGCCAGAUCCAAACUCACGCCACCGUAGCGGACAUGACAACCGUUCGGAUCUUGGCACGUGCCGCCGUCCGAGAAUACGCAGAAGAGUCACAAUCCCUCCCCAACCGACAUCGCCAAGAACAACAAAUAAAACAAAACGUCCCCGCGCCCAAGUCCGAUCAGCAUGAGGAUUUAACCGCAGACGACAUCACCCAAAUCUUCGACCCUUCCAUCACCUACAAACCCACCCCUCAAUCCGCCAAACUCAGCCAAUAUCCCCACGGCAAACCACCGAUAACAGAACUCGAAUCCAUCCUCGAUCACUGUCUCAGAUCCUUCCUCCUCUACGGCCUCCCAGAAGACCAGCUCGACAUUGAGAUCCCUGGCCAUCUGCGCCGUAUGCAGAAACGUCGCCUCAUGGCCACGGCCACGGGCAAUAAUGUCCGAACGAGAGUGAAGAAGAAUUUUGAGGAUCCUUGGAUGGAGUCGUCCUGGCCUCUGCACUUGGCUACUGACGUGCCAGAGUCGAAAGAGGCUCGAAACCGUCGCACUUAG